This is a messenger RNA of Aricia agestis (brown argus), 3439 nucleotides long. RefSeq lists its product as uncharacterized. Bases 109 to 3312 code for a protein of 1067 amino acids. The transcript has 24 exons. NCBI's taxonomy places the organism in Eukaryota, Metazoa, Arthropoda, Insecta, Lepidoptera, Lycaenidae. The record is from RefSeq and is a predicted model, not a curated record.
AUAUUAGUGAAUUUUUAACCGGUGAAGGCGUAGGACGUGUCGUUCGUUCGGACUCAAGUUCGGACUUUUACCGCUAACAAAUUUAUGCCGAACUAAUACAUAAUCAAAAUGUCGUUUCUCAAACAGGUGGGAAAAUGCCUGCGUAUGUUUCUGGAUAUGGUCAUAGACUUCUUCUUCUCCUUGUAUUGGGAGUGCCACAAGGACGUUGUGCCAGACCUCGAUAAGGACCACGCUUUGUUAUCAGAGAGUGCUACAUCCUUGGCUAACAAGAUAAAACGGCGAGAACUGAAAUCCGAGGAUGUUGUGCGAGCUUACAUUGAUAGGCUGAAAGAAGUAAACCCAGUCCUAAACGCCAUAGCGGCAGAUCGUUACAUAGAAGCAUUAGAUGAAGCACGAGAGCUCGACAAAAGAAUCGACGAUGGCACUGAAGAUCUAAACAAACCAUUCUUAGGUGUACCAUUCACAACCAAGGAGAGUCAGGCCAUAAAGGGCAUGCCUCUCACCAUGGGACUCUGGUGCCGUCGCAACAAGAAGGCGGAGGAGGACAGCGAGGCAGUCAUCAGGCUGAAGAACGCAGGAGCCAUACCCUUGGCCAGCACCAAUCUGCCUGAACUGCUUAUUUGGUCGGAGACGCGUAACCCUGUGUACGGCAUGUGCAACAAUCCUCAUCACACGGGCCGCUCGCCCGGGGGCUCCAGUGGCGCUGAGGCCGCGCUCACCGCUAGCUACGCCACUGCUAUCAGCUUGUGUUCAGACAUAGGCGGAUCCACACGUAUGCCGGCGUUCUAUUGCGGCAUGUUUGGUCACCAUCCAACUGCUGGGACUACCAAUACCAAAGGAUCAUUCUACCGCAAUGGUGACGAGGAUUCCAUGUACUGUCUGGGAUUCAUAUCCAAGAGCGUAGAAGAUCUGGCGCCCCUCACCAAGAUCAUUGCUGGGGACAAGGCUAGUCUGCUCAAAUUGGAUAGAAAUGUCGAUAUGAAGGAUAUUAAGUUCUACUAUUUGGAAGAAGGGAAUGAUUGUCUAAUAAGCCCGCUGCGUUCCGAUGUAAAGAAAGCCAUGCACAUGGUAAUAAAAAAGAUAAACGAAGGGCAUAAAACGGUGGCGGAGCCGUACACUCACGACGCCCUGGGCUCCAUAUACAAGCUGUGGGCUUACUGGAUGGGCCGCGAGCCGGGUGACUACGCCGCCAUGUUGACGGAUGGACAACAACAGCUCAACGGUUUUGCCGAGCUUGGUAGAAAGCUGGUUGGCAUUAGCAAGCACUGCCUGUUUGUUAUAAUGCGGGUGCUGGAGAUGAGACUGAUGCCAAAGGCCGACAAAGAGUGGGCAGAAAAGACUACCAAGGAGCUGAAAGAUGAUAUCAUUAACAAACUGGGAAACAACGGAGUGCUAAUUCUGCCGAGUGCGCCUCACCCGGCGCCCUACCACUACUCGUUCUAUCUGCGCCCCUACAACUUCGCCUACUUCGCACUCGUCAACACACUCAAGUGCCCCGCCACACAGGUUCCACUGGGAAAGAACUCGCAAGGACUUCCAUUGGGCGUCCAAAUCAUGGCAGCCCCCUAUAACGACGCCCUCUGCCUUACCGUAGCCAAAUAUCUGGAGAAGGAAUUCGGAGGUGCCGUCAUGGCAUGCAAAGCUAAAACUUUAAGUAAGUAUAUUCAUAAAAGUAUGGCCACUGAAAAGGUUAUAAAACCUAAAAGAGAAAAGUCCAAGCACCGAGAAAAUAAAUCAAGCAGGAUUUGUAAAGGCGUAAUGAUGAAUAUCUUGAGAAAUUUAUAUUUAAUUAUACGAGUUUUUGUUGAAAAACUUAUUGACUAUGCAUUUUCCUUGUAUUGGGAUGGCGAAAAUAAACGCUUACCGGACCUGUCGAAGAGGCAUGAGGUAUUGAAAGAGAGUGCGGUGUCUCUGGCAGCUAUGAUACGAAACAAGCAGCUUAAAUCCGAGGAUUUAGUGCGGACAUGCAUUGAGAGGAUAAAAGAGGUGAACCCGAUAAUAAACUCAGUAACUGACGAAAGAUAUGAGCUCGCUAUCAAAGAAGCCAAAGAGAUAGAUGAGAGCAUUGAGAAAGGUCUUUCUGACGAAUAUUUUAAAGAAAAACCAUUCUUAGGCGUACCAUUCACAACAAAGGAGAGUAUAGCGGUGUCCGGGAUGCACAACACGCUCGCGACGUUAGCACGCAAGGACACGCGCGCGCCCGCUGACGCUGCGUGCGUGCGGUAUCUGCGUGCGGCGGGCGCCAUACCGCUCGCUGUUACUAACGUGCCGGAGAUUAAUAAAUGGCAAGAGACUAACAAUCUGAUCUUUGGGCGGACGAAUAACCCGUACAACGUGGGUCGCGGCGCGGGCGGCUCCAGCGGCGGGGAGGCGGCGCUCAUGGCCAGCCUCGCCACGCCCAUCUCGCUCUGUUCUGACAUCGGCGGAUCGACGCGCAUGCCCGCGUUUUACUGCGGCCUGUUCGGGUACAAUCCCACAGCAGGACACACCAGCUUGGAAGGUAACGCACUACGCACUGGCAAGGAACCGACCAUGGCGUCCAUAGGUUUCGUCGCCCGACACACAGAAGACCUCGCGCCUCUUACCAACAUUGUGGCUGCAGAGAAGGCAGCGCUGUUGCAGCUGGAUAGGCCUGUUAAUAUUAAGGACAUCAAAGUGUUCUAUAUGGAGACCUCCAAUGACCCGCUACUGAGUCCAGUGUGUGAUGAUCUGCGACAGGCUAUGAAAAGGGUAAUAGCCAAGCUCUCCGAAGACACGUCUUCCCCUCAGCCGUUCUACCACCGCGGCUUCAACUCCAUGUACCGGCUUUGGAAGCGCGGCAUGGCGCUAGAGGCGGAGGACUUCGCCGCCAUCUUGAAAGACCAUAAGGGUCGAGCUAAUGGGGUCGUGGAGUUGGUUAGGAAGGUGUUAGGCAUGGGUCAACACACGCUGGCGGCCAUCUUGCGGCUGCUGGAGCUGCAGCUGCUGCCGCCGGUGCCCGCGGAGUGGGCCGACAACCUCACGAGAGAGACAGCCGACGAGCUCACUCGAGUACUCGGCACCGACGGAGUGCUUAUUCUGCCGAGCGCGCCACAGCCGGCUCCGCACCACAACGUGCUGUACCUCCGACCAUACAACUUCGCCUACUGGGCCAUACUCAAUGCGCUCCGGAUGCCCGCUGUGCAGGUUCCGCUCGGCCUCAACUCGUCCGGUCUGCCGCUAGGCGUGCAGGUGGCGGCGGCGCGCGGGCAGGACGCGCUCUGCCUGGCCGUGGCGAAGCACCUAGAGAAAGCCUUCGGGGGCUACGUGCCGCCGUGUAAGGUGCCGCAGUAGUGCGGUUAGAGAAUACUCCUUCCUUUGUUAUUAUGCUAUGCGUUAAGUUUAUUUUUCAGAUACCUAAUUAAACGCCUAGGCUGUACAUUAUAUUUAAAUUAGCUACUGGUAGUUAGACUUAGGGCCA